Molecule: messenger RNA, 1422 nt
Organism: Paramuricea clavata
Lineage: Eukaryota; Metazoa; Cnidaria; Anthozoa; Malacalcyonacea; Plexauridae
Source: the annotation of a GenBank genome assembly
AUGGCUGAACCAUUUUCCCAUAUAGAGUCAGGAACAAUAGAUGCUUCAACUAAACUCGACAAAGAGAAAAAUGUUAAGGACUUCAUUCGCUCACCAUCGUCGCAAAUUGACCCACGUCAGACUAAAGACAUCAGCCUCAUAAAAAAUCCCAAGCAAGAACCAGAAACAGAUUAUUCAUACAACCCCUCGAAAGUGGAUCUCUGUAACAAACCUCACGUAAGCCUUUCAGACAUAUCGCAUGUAUUAACUAGCUCUAAGAGAUCUCGCAAAAAAUUGGAUUUGUCUACUCGUGGUCUUACAAAGUUACCCCCCAAGGGUCUUCUUGACUAUCAGAGACUGGAAGAACUGAAUCUAUCUAACAACCCUUUAAGCAAUUUAGAUAUAUCUUCCUUGGAAUAUCCCUCUUGGUAUAUGUUGAAAAAGUUGGAUUUGUCUGGUUGUGGUCUUACAAAGUUACCCGAGGGUCUUCGUGACUAUCAUAGACUGGAAGAACUGAAUCUAUCUAACAAUCCUCUAAGCAAUUUAGAUAUAUCUCCCUCGGAAUAUUUCCCUUCGUUUAGCUUGAAAAAGUUGGAUUUGUCUGGUUGUGGUCUUACAAAGUUACCCCAGGGUUUUCAUGACUAUCUGGCACUGAAAGAACUGAAUCUAUCUAACAACCCUCUAAGCAAUUUACAUAUAUCUUCUUUGGAAUAUUUACCUUCGUUUAGGUUGAAAAAGUUGGAUUUGUCUGGUUGUGGUCUUACAAAAUUACCCGAGGGUUUUCAUGACUAUCAGGAAAUGGAAGAACUGAAUCUAUCUAACAACCCUCUAAGCAAUUUAGAUAUAUUUUCCUUGGAAUAUUUCCCUUGGUAUAGGUUGAAAAAGUUGGAUUUGUCUGGUUGUGGUCUUACAAAGUUACCCGAGGGUCUUGAUGAGUAUGAUAGACUGGAAGAACUGAAUCUAUCUAACAACCCUCUAAGCAAUUUAGAUAUAUCUCCCUUGGAAUAUUUACCUCCGUAUAGGUUGAAAAAGUUGGAUUUGUCUGGUUGUGGUCUUACAAAGUUACCCGAGGGUCUUCAUGACUAUCAUAGACUGGAAGAACUGAAUCUAUCUAACAACCCUCUAAGCAAUUUAGAUAUAUCUUCCUUGGAAUGUUUACCUCGCUAUGAGUUGAAAAAGUUGGAUUUGUCUGGUUGUGGUCUUACAAAGUUACCUGAUUUCAAAGAAUGCAGCAACCUACAAGAGUUGAAUUUUUCCAGCAAUUCCUUUGACCAUCAAGAUCUAUUAGAAAAACUAAAUAGUGGGAAGGUGUUUAGUUAUUCAGGUCUUCAUCAGAGUGGCAAGAAACUAUUAGAACCCACGGCCAGUGGUUUGGGGUUGUCCGAACGAACCUACAGGAUCAUAUUUGAGGAUGUUGUUUAUAUACAGAGUAGUGGAGGUUAG